AAACCCACCGCUCCUUGUUUUUCAUUUCCCGUAAAUCAUUUUCCUUCAUAAUUAAAUAAAAAUCGCACUCUCUCUCUCACUUUCUUUGUAUUCCCGUUUGUCUAUCCAAACCUAAAUCAGAAGCACUCUCAAAUCUCCGAUCCCAAAUCAUCUCGGUUUAUGAGCUCAAAGGAGAGACCCACUCUUGGUGGCACGCGGAUUAAGACCCGCAAACGGAACAUUGCAGCCCCUCUGGACCCUGCAGCAUUUGCGGAUGCAGUGGUCCAGAUUUACUUGGAUAAUGCUGGUGAUUUGGAACUUAUUGCCAAGAGCAUUGAAUCUUCAGACCUUAACUUCUCAAGAUACGGUGACACCUUUUUUGAGGUUGUAUUCACAGGAGGCCGUACACAACCUGGCACAACAAAACCUGAUGAGGGGGAGCGUCAUACUUACUCUAUUUUAGAUGCUGAGCCUAAGCGUGAAAUUACUUUGCCAUAUGUGAUCUACAUACAGAAAAUUCUGCGCCGAAGGCCAUUUCUCAUUAAGAAUCUUGAAAAUGUCAUGCGAAAGUUCUUGCAGUCACUGGAACUUUUUGAGGAUGAUGAAAGGAAGAAAUUGGCAAUUUUUACAGCUCUCGCAUUCUCGCAGAAACUCUCUGGGCUCCCACCAGAGACGGUGUUCCAACCCCUGCUUAAGGAUAACCUUGUGGCUAAAGGGCUAGUGCUUACAUUCAUAACUGACUUCUUUAAGGAGUAUCUGGUUGAUAAUAGCCUCGAUGAUCUGAUUUCAAUUCUCAAACGGGGUAAAGUGGAGGAAAAUCUUCUGGAAUUCUUUCCAUCUGCAAAGCGUUCAGCUGAAGGUUUCUCUGAGCAUUUCACCAAGGAAGGAAUAUUACCUUUGGUUGAAUACAAUGAUAAGAAAAUAUUUGAGGUGAAGCUGAAGGAAAUGAAAUCUGCAUUAACAACCCAAAUAGCAGAAGAAGCUGAUAUAUCUGAAGUUAUAGAGAGUGUGAAACAGCGGGUGAAAGAUGCUAAACUUCCAGACCUUGAGGCUGUGCGUGUCGUAUGGGAUGUUCUGAUGGAUGCUGUUCAGUGGUCUGGGAAGAAUCAGCAACAGAAUGCCAAUUCAGCGUUACGCCAGGUGAAAACAUGGGCUGAGUUGUUGAAUACCUUCUGCACCAAUGGAAAACUUGAGCUGGAGCUUGUCUACAAGGUUCAGAUGCAAUGUUAUGAGGAUGCUAAGCUGAUGAAGCUUUUUCCUGAGAUAGUGAGGUCUCUCUAUGAUCAGGAUGUGCUCGCAGAGGAUACCAUUCUUCACUGGUUCCGCAAAGGAACAAACCCAAAGGGCAGGCAAACUUUUGUGAAGGCCUUGGAGCCGUUUGUGAAUUGGCUGGAAGAGGCAGAGGAAGAGGAAUAAGUGCAACUAUGAUAUUUCCACCAUGUUUCCUGUUCUGUUUGCAAUGUUCUUCGUUACUGAGAUAUUAGUAUUAGCAACUCGUAAAAAAGUUGCAGCUCUUAUAUAACGGACGGUGUGUCCGUCAAAAAUCCGUGUAUGCUUUAAUUACUUAGAAUAAUUGAAUGUCACUUUAUAAUCACAAUUUAUGUUUUUGAUUGUUCUGUUA
Mercurialis annua (annual mercury) is the source of this 1600-nucleotide messenger RNA. RefSeq lists its product as uncharacterized. Gene Ontology annotation, cellular component: membrane; cytoplasm. The record is from RefSeq and is a predicted model, not a curated record. The transcript is spliced from 8 exons. Gene Ontology annotation, molecular function: protein binding. The coding region runs from base 160 to 1395 and encodes 411 amino acids. NCBI's taxonomy places the organism in Eukaryota, Viridiplantae, Streptophyta, Magnoliopsida, Malpighiales, Euphorbiaceae.